Messenger RNA from Danio aesculapii, 1103 nucleotides. RefSeq names its product mast cell protease 2-like. The transcript is spliced from 5 exons. The coding region runs from base 86 to 844 and encodes 252 amino acids. Gene Ontology annotation, biological process: proteolysis. The record is from RefSeq and is a predicted model, not a curated record. Lineage: Eukaryota; Metazoa; Chordata; Actinopteri; Cypriniformes; Danionidae. Gene Ontology annotation, molecular function: serine-type endopeptidase activity.
UUCUAUCAUUACUGUUUUGCACUUCCUAUAAAAGUCGAACUCAACAUCUCUGAGCUGCACACUGAGUGAAACUGAGCGUUCAACGAUGAGCAUCUUUUGGCAAAUCGCUAGUCUGCUACUGCUGCUGCGUUCCUGUGCUCCAGGUUUCUGCAUGCGCGAUGGGAUUGUUGGUGGGAAACUGUCUAUUCCACACAGUCGACCCUACAUGGUCUACAUUAAGGACUCAAAUUCUAAAUUAGCAUGUGGUGGUUUCUUGAUAAGAGAGGAUUUUGUGCUUACAGCAGCCCACUGUGAACGAAGUCAUCUAAAGGCGUAUUUGGGGGUCAAUGACACCAACAUUUUACCUCACGGCAUAGAGGUAGAAGCCACACCACAUCCCAAAUUCAAUAACACACCAGGCGAUGACAUCAUGCUUCUAAGGCUUAAGACGCCGGCAACUUUGAACAAAACUGUGAAUAUUAUCACUUGGCCAGAAUGUGAGAAUAAGGAAAUCUUGAAAGAUUGCUUGGUCUUGGGUUGGGGCUGGGAGGCUUACAAUGACGGGUGUCCAUCAAGUGUCCUCAAAGAAGUAAAUGUGACUCUGAUAGACUUUAAAAAGUGUGGCACUCAUUACACCCUUUGCUCUAAUGGAUCAUUUGGACCAGCAAAGGGAGACUCUGGAGGUCCACUUGUUUGUGGAGAUGUUGCACAGGGAAUUGUGUCUUAUUACACAGAGUCAUUUGGAAUGUACCUCACAAGAUACACUCGUAUUUCUCACUACCAUCAAUGGAUUGAUCACAUCCUGAAUAAAACUAAUCAGCAGCAACUCAAGGCAUGGAGGGGGAAGUUGUAUGAACUCGUUUAGUUGUCUGGUUCAGUGCAGAGUUAGUCAUUUACGUUUGGUUAAUAAGGAAUAAGCAUGUGACAUUAAAUAUGCUAAUUAAAUUAUAUGUUUUUAUGAAGCCAUUUUUUCCCUUUCUAAAAUCUACUGUGCAAAUCUGUCUCUGCACUUGCAGGCCUCUACUGCCACCUUGUGCUGAAAGUGUAUUUUAUAAUUGCUGAAAAAGUAUGUUUAGGAGAAAGUGUGUAAUGCAAAUAACAAAAUAAAAUGCUAUAAACAAAAA